Leptinotarsa decemlineata (Colorado potato beetle) is the source of this 944-nucleotide messenger RNA. Its product is annotated as carbonic anhydrase 2. Gene Ontology annotation, molecular function: carbonate dehydratase activity; zinc ion binding. NCBI's taxonomy places the organism in Eukaryota, Metazoa, Arthropoda, Insecta, Coleoptera, Chrysomelidae. Gene Ontology annotation, cellular component: cytoplasm. The record is from RefSeq and is a predicted model, not a curated record.
CAUUAUCAAACACUUGCUAAAAAUCUUCACUCAUUGCAAUGUUGUCUUCCGUUGGAUUCAGAAAAUAACACCGUCCUCUAAUAUAAUGCUACUUGGAAGUGCAAUUUUUGUUAUGUGUUUUUUUGCAGACUUAGGUUUCUGUCAAGAUUUUGGUUAUGAUGGAACGAUUGGUCCAAAUUUCUGGGGCGAAAGAUACCAAAACUGUGGCCAUGGAAAACUUCAAAGUCCUAUAGAUAUUGAAGAAACGGAUGUUAUUGUGCAGAAAUUUCCUCCUCUAAUCUUCAAAAAUUUCGAUGAACCCUUGGAAAGCGUACAUCUGAAAAACAAUGGACAUACCGUUGUUGUAUCUAUCAGUGGAGGAGCCGUACCAUCGAUAUCUGGAGGACCUCUAGCGGGAACAUAUAAUUUUUCCCAGCUCCAUUUUCACUGGGGAAAAACCGAUGAGGAAGGAUCAGAAAAUUUGAUAAACAACCAAAGCUUCCCUUUAGAAUUACAUAUGGUGAUGUUCAAGACCGAUCAUGGUUCUUUUGCUGAAGCAGCUAAUGAAACGGAUGGACUAGCAGUAUUGUCUUUUUUAUAUAUUGCUACAAGUGAAGAUAACGAAAAUUAUGAGCAGUUUGCAGAGCAGUUACUUUUAGUUCAGGAUGUAGGAUCGAGUGUUGACAUUAAUGGAUUCGUUUCGUUGGACGAUUUCACUACAACUGACAGGAACCAUUAUUUCACUUAUAGGGGGUCUCUCACUACACCACCAUGUUCAGAAGUAGUGAUUUGGAUAGAGUUCAAAAACACCAUAAAGCUCUCUCACAAUCAGUUGCAAGAAUUUAGGGAACUCUCUGGACAAGAAGGAAAGUUGGAACAUAACUUCAGGCCAAUCCAACCACUUCAUGACAGGGUGGUGUACAUGAAUUCUCCAGAAUAAUAGAGAAGUUUAGUUUUGCCAAAAU